UGGGUUUAUACGCAGAACAUUGAACGCAGCAUCAGUUCCUGGUCAAAGGAUAUACCGUCAGUGAGAUCCAGAUGCUUUUAAAUCUGAAUUCCUGAGUGGGAAUGCGCUCAGCCAUUUGCUAGGACCCUGUUUCCCGACCCACGGUGCUGUAAGAGAUUCCCAGAGAUGACAGAGGAACACCUGGACGCGGCUCGACGACUCAGAAAUUCAGCGGGCUCUUCGAGCGAGUAAGCGACAUGGACAACUCUGUCACCCUGUGGCAGUUCCUACUCCAGCUCCUGUUGGACUCCAGCAACGAGCAGCUCAUCUGCUGGACCAAUGAGGAAGGAGAGUUCAAGCUGCUGCAGGCCGAGGAGGUGGCCCGGCUUUGGGGAGCCCGCAAGAACAAGCCCAACAUGAACUACGACAAGCUCAGCAGGGCGCUGAGGUACUACUAUGACAAGAACAUCAUAAAGAAGGUGAACGGCCAGAAGUUCGUCUACCGCUUUGUGUCCUACCCCGACAUCCUGAAGGGAGACGCCGCUGCCCGGAUGGACGGGGGGGACGAUGGAGCGGGCGGAGUCCUCCCUGCUGUUGCUAAGAGGUUGGACGGUGCUAUGCUGGAGGCGGAGUCUGACGACCGCUCCAAGGCGGGGUCGGGUCUGGCCGCUCUGGGCUCCAACACCAAGCAGUCCAACAGAAACGACUACAUCCACUCCGGCCUCUACACUUCGUUUCAUCUCAACUCCCUGCACAACGGCCGGCAGCUCUUCAAGUCCAUCAAGGUGGAGAACCCUGCAGAGAAGCUGGCUGAGCGGAGGGCCGCCUCCCAACAGAGCCAGGAGACCCCCCCUCUGCUGCAGGCGCCUCCAGCAGCCGCUCCGCCAUCGGUCAUCAAGUUCGGAAACAGCCCGCCAAAGCUGCUCGCCGUGCCGCCUCCUCCAGUCGCCAUAGAGACCACCUUGAGCGGCUUGGACUCCCUGCAGGCUCCACCUCACAGGGCCGGACUCGUCAGCACACACUCCUCGCUGCACCCCCAGUCCGUCUACUCGCUGGAGCACAGCCGGCAGUCAGAACCUGGCCUGGGCCUACCGGACCUGGGCGCGGCACGGGAGGCCGCUCAGGAGGGAAACAUGACCAACAGUGACGGCGAGUCGGGGGGCUCUGGGUCCACAGAACCAGCUGCUCUGGAGACACCAGAGACCCAGCCACACGACAAGCAGGUGGAUGGCGGCAUCAGCGUGUUUAUAGACGAGCCCGGCCUGGUGGACACUGAGACCAGUUCGUCCUCGGUGAACAGCAACACCGCGGGAAGCGCUCAGGCUCUGGGAAAAACUCGUAAACCGCCAAAGGUCCUGCAGCUCAGUCCGCCCGCUCUGCUCGUCACCACGUCCGAGUUCUCCCCCAUGAACUUGUGCAGCCCUUCGCUGCCCACUGCCUCACUCACACCAGCAAUGCUCCAGACUCCAACCCUUCUGCUGACUCCCAGUCCUCUGCUGUCCAACAUCCACUUCUGGAGUACGCUCAGUCCUGUCGCUCCCCUCAGCCCAGCCACCAGACGUCAGGGAGCCCACCUGUUCCAGUUCCCAUCGGUCCUGAACUCCCAGUUCCAGAUCCCAGUCCAGAGCCUGGAUGGGACCAACACACCCGGACCCAUUUUCCCAGACCCCCAGAAAACGUAGACGCGGCCCACGCCCGUGUGUGGCGGACAGAUGAGGCUGAAGCGUUCGCUUGGUCUUGUGGUAUUCAUGCCCUCAGGACCCUUUUCUGUUCGCCAUCCUGAUGCAUUCAUUUUGUCUGGCUUAUUUUGGGAUCACAGCAGAUGGAAAAGGAGAGAGGGAUUUCCAUGGUAACCAAACUGGACACAAUCUGCUUCACACCUAAUGGGAUUCCAGCUAUGGCUUUGCUGCCAGACUGGUUCUUCUGACCUGAGUCGACUCUGGUCGUUUGUUGCUCCAACCUGAUCAUACACCUGCCUCAGCUGCUCAUUACCCGACCCACGUCACCUCCACCCUUCUGUCUUAUUCUGACUUGUGGCCAUAAUCCAAACUGAACCUUAAGUUAUGCUUUGCAGAUGUUUUAACACUCCUUUCACACUUUUUUCUAUAAUCCAAUCUCAACAUUCAGUGUGUUUCAUUUGGAUUGGAUCUCAGAGAGUGAAAGGAGUGUUUGUUUUAAUGAAACGAAUGUGGACACCCUGACAGUCAUGUUGACCUGUUCUGCCUUCUUUAGGGAAGAAAGAGAAGCCAUCCAGCAUUUUUAGCCACAGGGGGCAACCAACCAGCAGUUGUUCUCUCUCUGUCAUGGAUCACUAGUGUCAUCGGCUUGUUGGGGAGGGAAACCAGAGAAUGGAAACAGAGGGAAGCGGCUCGUUUGUUAGUGAGUGAGCUUUUCUUUUUAUCAUCACCAGCUGAUCUUUAAAACAUUGUUUAGAAAUGAGAAAGCAAGAAAAAAAAAGAUCCCUAUGAUUUUGUGAAAAAAUUAAUACCAUAAAAAACUCCUUUUGAUGCUCGCUAUUUGUGGAAAUCCUGAGCAGUUGUUUGUUGCAUCUUUAUAGAUCCAGUUAAGAACAUUAGAAGCAUUUUGUUUAAAUUCAAAUUAAAAACAUAUUUUGUUGAAUCUCCAGUAGCAGUCAGACUUGUAACAAAUCUAGUUGUUGCAUGGCAUCUUAUGACUGUAAUGACAUGCUAGCAGCUAAAUAUCCAGGGACAAAGACAAUAUUCCACAGUAAGAUGUCCUGGAUGACAUCAUCAGUAGUUACCAAACACUGCUAAUCCACCUCAUUUGCUUUGGCCACUCGCGUUUAACUCUCUGCCUGUCCGUAUGGUUACCAGGCCGAGCAUGUUGGAGGAUGGUUUGAACUUCCUGUUCCUCUCUCUGCCCUGCAUCAUGAAGCUUCCUCUUCAACGCUGCUUGGAAUUAUUGUAGCUUUUACGAUGCUAAUCAGUUGCUCCUAGUCGGAAAAACAGUGCAUUGUUGCCACGGCUACGCAUCCUAGCAGUCCACAAGUAAAAAAAGCAAGAGUAAUUAAACAAUAAUGCAACACCUCAAUCAAAAGGAUUAACAAAAGUGUAGAAGAAGAAGAAAUGAGAGCUAGCGUAGCUCCUGCUGCCACCACCAGUGGCACUGUUCUAGAAUUAGUUUGAUUGCAGUUCAGCACUGGACAUCCCUGCAUACAUGUAGUAUUUAGUACUUGGUUAUUGCUUCAGUAUCUGUUUAGUGACAUGCAUAUUUGUACAACUCCACGUUCAUUCAAUCUGUCCUGUGAACGUCUACCUUCUUGUCAGCAAAUGCUGCCGUCUUCCCUCUGUUUCCACUUUAAAAAGCUCCAAACAAAACGGCUGGAAUUAAAGCCGAGACUGUUGAUGGCUUUUUUUUAAUUGUUUUUUUUGUUUGUUUUCUUUUAACCACAAAUAGCAAUACCUUUGCUUGCCCAACAGUCAGCCAAAACAUUAUGACCUCUUUCUCCUGCUGAGCUGGAAAUGCACCGAGCAGUCAGCCGGAAUCAGGUCUGCUCAAGACACUAGAGACAUUCUUCAGUGUGGAAGUUCUUACUGUGGGAAGCAAGAAAGCGUUAAAAACGACUUAAAUGUAAAUGUAUCGUCGGCCGUUUAUUCAGGCUGAUAUUUUCAACAGAUGAUAGGAAAGCUAAACAUAUUACUGAAAAGUUGUUCUCAUAUUUUUUCCUAAGGUUUUUUGCUCCAAAUUUAAACAGCCACCACUCACAGAAAACAUUUUAUUUGCUGUUUCUCUUCUUUUUUUAAUCGGAAUUGACUAAAAUGACACAGAAAUGUCCAACAGCGGAGCAUCAUUUGUGUGGAGGCCAGUUGCUUCUCAACUUUAAUGCUUAAAAUCCAAGGUGUCAAACUCGAGGCUCGUGGGCCAAAUCUGGCCCACUCUAGCUAUUUAUAUGGCCCCUCUUAUCUCAAGAUGGCCACAUAAAUCAAAUCAGAUUGUUUUUUUACCUACAUUGUCAAAUUACAUCAAAGAUUAAAAGUUGAUUUAAUUUUAAGAAGUAAAGCGAUAAUAUUCUAAUAGUUCCUUAAUAGGUAAUUUUAUCAAUAAAUUUAAUCAAAGAUGCAACUAUUAUUUGAGUUAUUGAUUAUUCUGACGGUUAAACUUUUAUACAAUAUUAGAAA
Molecule: messenger RNA, 4118 nt
Organism: Xiphophorus couchianus (Monterrey platyfish)
Lineage: Eukaryota; Metazoa; Chordata; Actinopteri; Cyprinodontiformes; Poeciliidae
Gene: elk4
Product: ETS transcription factor ELK4
Exons: 6
Coding region: 237-1661 (474 amino acids)
Biological process (GO): regulation of transcription by RNA polymerase II; cell differentiation
Cellular component (GO): nucleus
Molecular function (GO): sequence-specific DNA binding; DNA-binding transcription factor activity, RNA polymerase II-specific
Source: RefSeq, a predicted model, not a curated record